UUUCACGCGACAUUACACCGGCUGCUUUUUAUUUUAGGUAGCAUAAUACACAAGCCGGUGAUUUCACUCAUUGUAAAUUUUUCCAUUUUCACAAGAUUUUUUUGCAUCCAAUAACCAAUAAACUGUAUUUUACCGUGGGAUCUCCUGUUGAAAGUUAAAAAUACAAUAAGUGAUCUAACAAUGGCAAACUGGGCAGUUAUCGGUUCAGUAAUCCUGCCCAACACCGGAGGCUGGCUCAACGGCCUGUACUUCGCUGGGCAGGUCCGGAAAGACAAUGAGAAGUCCUGGUAUGAUGACCUGAAGAAACCCUCCUGGACGCCCCCCAAGUGGGUGUUCGGCCCCGCCUGGACAGUUCUGUACAGUGGGAUGGGUUACGCAUCGUAUUUGGUGUAUGAGGAAUGCGGUGGAUUUACUGAGGAAGCAAUCCUGCCUCUUUCUCUAUACGGUGGUCAGCUCCUCCUCAACUGGGCGUGGACUCCCAUCUUCUUUGGCCUCAAGGAUUUCAAGUUGGCUUUCAUAGAAAUCGCAGUGCUGAGUGGUGCGGCGGUAGCAACCACCGCCAGUUUCAUGCAGGUCAAUAAAACGGCUGGAUCACUGUUGCUGCCAUACCUCGCUUGGCUGGCAUACGCUAGCUCACUGUCCUUCUACAUAUGGAAGAACAACCCCAAGAUUGAAGACAAGAAGCAAUAGAGAGAUGCAGUACAACGAAAGCACAAGAUAUUUCACUACGUAAUUUUAUACACACAAUUAAUUAAUCAAAAUAUUUUUUAAUAUAGUAUAAGAGCAAGCGACAUAAUUACGAGUAAGAUUCAUAUGAAAGGUUGUUGGGUGUUAUUGAACAAAGCUUCGUGUUGUACAAGCUUUUAUUAUUAUUAUUUUUUUUUGUUUUUUGAUAGAUUUGUUGCAAUAUUUCUGUUUGUGGUUUAUGAAAUUUGUUGAUAUAUUGUAGUAACUGCCAGUUGUAAUUAAAUUGAAUUGAAAAAUUAGAGAAGUUUAUAUUUUUGUUUAGAACGUUUUUUCAAUACCAAAACUUAAUUAAGAACAAAAUAUUUGUAAUUAAAUGUUUAGUAGGGUGUAGAUGUUUACGAAUAAGUAUUAAAGUGUCCUUGUUUCUAACGAAAAACAAUAAAUAAUUAUGUAUUUUAUGGGCA
Molecule: messenger RNA, 1151 nt
Organism: Bicyclus anynana (squinting bush brown)
Lineage: Eukaryota; Metazoa; Arthropoda; Insecta; Lepidoptera; Nymphalidae
Product: translocator protein
Exons: 5
Coding region: 181-690 (169 amino acids)
Cellular component (GO): mitochondrial outer membrane
Source: RefSeq, a predicted model, not a curated record